AUGGACCGCAAAGUGGCACGGGAGUUCCGGCACAAGGUGGAUUUUCUGAUUGAAAAUGACGCAGAGAAGGACUACCUCUACGACGUGCUGCGCAUGUACCACCAGGCGAUGGAUGUGGCCGUGUUGGUGGGAGACCUGAAGCUGGUCAUCAACGAGCCCAGCCGCCUGCCACUCUUUGAUGCCAUCCGGCCCCUGAUCCCGCUGAAGCACCAAGUGGAGUAUGAUCAGCUGACCCCCCGGCGCUCCAGGAAGCUGAAGGAGGUGCGUCUGGACCGUCUGCACCCCGAAGGCCUCGGCCUCAGCGUGCGCGGUGGCCUUGAGUUUGGCUGUGGGCUCUUCAUCUCCCACCUCAUCAAAGGCGGCCAGGCGGACAGCGUCGGGCUCCAGGUCGGGGACGAGAUCGUCCGGAUCAACGGCUACUCCAUCUCCUCCUGCACGCACGAGGAGGUCAUCAACCUCAUCCGGACCAAGAAGACCGUGUCCAUCAAAGUGAGGCACAUCGGCCUGAUCCCAGUGAAGAGCUCUCCGGAUGAACCCCUCAAAUGGCAGUACGUGGACCAGUUUGUGUCGGAAUCUGGGGGAGGCCGGGGCAGCGUGGGCUCCCUCGGGAGUCGGGAGCAGAAGGAGAAGAAGGUCUUCAUCAGCCUGGUGGGCUCCCGGGGCCUCGGCUGCAGCAUUUCCAGCGGCCCCAUCCAGAAACCCGGCAUCUUCAUCAGCCACGUGAAGCCUGGCUCGCUGUCUGCCGAGGUGGGGCUGGAGACUGGAGACCAGAUCGUCGAGGUCAAUGGCAUCGACUUCUCCAACCUGGACCACAAGGAGGCCGUGAACGUGCUGAAGAGCAGCCGCAGCCUGACCCUGUCCGUCGUGGCUGGAGCUGGCCGGGAGCUGUUCCUGACGGACCGGGAGCGGCUGGCAGAGGCACGGCAGCGGGAGCUGCAGCGCCAGGAGCUCCUGAUGCAGAAGCGGCUGGCCGUGGAGUCCAACAAGAUCCUGCAGGAACAGCAGGAGAUGGAGCGGCAAAGGAGAAAGGAAAUUGCCCAGAAGGCAGCCGAGGAGAACGAGCGGUACCGGAAGGAGAUGGAACAGAUCGUGGAGGAGGAAGAGAAGUUUAAGAAGCAGUGGGAGGAAGACUGGGGCUCAAAGGAGCAGCUGCUCCUGCCCAAGACCAUCACCACCGAGGCGCACCCAGUGUCCCUUCGCAAGCCCAAGUCCUUUGGGUGGUUUUAUCGUUACGAUGGCAAAUUCCCAACCAUCCGGAAGAAAGGAAAAGAUAAGAAGAAAACCCAGGAGGACAGCCUGCAGGAACUGAAAAAGAAUAAGAAGGAGCUGGAGUUUGAGCAAAAGCUUUACAAAGAGAAAGAGGAAAUGCUGGAAAAGGAAAAGCAACUAAAGAUCAACCGGCUGGCCCAGGAGGUGUCGGAGACAGAGCGGGAAGACCUGGAGGAAUCGGAAAAGAUUCAGUAUUGGGUGGAGAGGCUCUGUCAGACGCGGCUCGAGCAGAUCUCCUCCGCUGAGAAUGAGCUUUCCGAGAUGACCACAGGGCCCCCACCUCCCCCGCCUUCUGUGUCUCCCCUGGCCCCACCCCUGAGACGCUUCGCAGGCGGACUGCACCUGCACACCACUGACCUGGAUGACAUCCCCUUGGACAUGUUCUACUAUCCCCCCAAGACUCCCUCAGCCUUGCCCGUGAUGCCCCACCCUCCACCCUCCAACCCACCCACCAAGGUCUCUGCACCCCCAGUCCUUCCCUCAACCGGCCACCUGAGUACCUCAUCCUCGCCCUGGGUGCAGCGCACGCCACCCCCCAUCCCCAUCCCUCCCCCGCCGUCCAUCCCCACACAAGACCUCACUCCUACCCGCCCACUGCCCUCGGCACUGGAGGAGGCACUGGGCCACCACCCCUUCCGCGCCAGUGACACAAGCAACCCAACAGAGGACUGGGAAGCAAAGAUCCACGGUGGGAAGCCCACCAGCUCCCCCGUUCCUGAGCGGAGCUUCCCUCCCACCCCAAAGACGUUUUGCCCAAGCCCCCAGCCUCCACGAGGCCCUGGCGUGUCUACCAUCUCCAAGCCUGUCAUGGUCCAGCAAGAGUCCAACUUCAUCUACAGGCCAGCCGUGAAGUCCGAGGUCCUGCCACAGGAGAUGCUGAAGAGGAUGGUGGUGUAUCAGACUGCAUUUAGACAAGAUUUCCGGAAAUACGAGGAAGGCUUUGACCCCUACUCCAUGUUCACCCCGGAGCAGAUCAUGGGAAAGGAUGUCCGGCUGCUGCGCAUUAAGAAGGAGGGAGCCCUGGACCUGGCGCUGGAAGGCGGCGUGGACUCUCCGGUCGGGAAGGUGGUCGUCUCCGCCGUGUACGAGGGCGGAGCGGCUGAGCGGCACGGUGGCAUCGUGAAAGGGGACGAGAUCAUGGCAAUCAAUGGAAAGAUUGUGACAGACCACACGCUGGCCGAGGCUGAGGCCACCCUGCAGAGGGCCUGGAACCAGGGCGGGGACUGGAUCGACCUUGUCAUUGCUGUCUGCCCCCCAAAGGAGUACGACGACGAGCUCUCUUCCCUCCCCUCCUCCGCAGCCGAAAGCCCCCAGCCGGUCCGCAAGCUCCUUGAAGACCAGGCUCCCGUGUACAGACACGGGUUCCUCCUGCAGCUGGAGCCCACGACAGAUGACGCCAGUAGGAACCUGGUCUACACCACCUACUUUGCCGGGUGA
Messenger RNA from Lepus europaeus (European hare), 2706 nucleotides. It is a transcript of the gene USH1C, whose product is annotated as USH1 protein network component harmonin. The record is from RefSeq and is a predicted model, not a curated record. Gene Ontology annotation, biological process: retinal cone cell development; sensory perception of sound; inner ear morphogenesis. The coding region runs from base 1 to 2706 and encodes 901 amino acids. Gene Ontology annotation, molecular function: protein binding. Gene Ontology annotation, cellular component: cilium; stereocilium tip; photoreceptor inner segment. NCBI's taxonomy places the organism in Eukaryota, Metazoa, Chordata, Mammalia, Lagomorpha, Leporidae. The transcript has 27 exons.